This is a messenger RNA of Stylophora pistillata, 1063 nucleotides long. RefSeq names its product UDP-galactose translocator. The record is from RefSeq and is a predicted model, not a curated record. Lineage: Eukaryota; Metazoa; Cnidaria; Anthozoa; Scleractinia; Pocilloporidae. Gene Ontology annotation, biological process: pyrimidine nucleotide-sugar transmembrane transport. Gene Ontology annotation, cellular component: Golgi membrane. Gene Ontology annotation, molecular function: pyrimidine nucleotide-sugar transmembrane transporter activity.
UUUUAGAAAUGGCGGUCGGUGGCCAGUGGGGUAUCAAAGUAUGGAGCCUUAUAAUCUUGACCGUUCAAAAUGCAUCUCUCAUAUUAACAAUGAGAUACACGCGGACACUCCCUGGUGACAUGUACUUUGCUAGUACAGCAGUCAUGUUAACAGAGGUUGUGAAAGUAAUUACUUCCAUGCUGAUUCUACUGGCAGAAAGACGUAGCAUGAUGAAGUGGAUGAAGUAUUUGUAUUCCAUCAGUGUUGGUCAUCCUUGGGACAUGGUGAAGAUGCUUGUGCCUGCAUGUAUAUACACUGUUCAAAACAAUCUACUGUAUCUAGCUGUUUCCAACCUAGAUGCUGCAACAUAUCAGGUAUCUUAUCAGUUGAAGAUUCUGACAACAGCACUCUUCUCAAUUGCCAUGCUGAGUAAGCCAAUAAACAGGGUUCAGUGGCUGUCUCUCUUUAUGCUGUUCGUUGGUGUGUCUGUGGUUCAACUACAGCCUGUUCAUGGUCCUGUGUCACAGAGCCCUGAGGAAAACAUCUCAACACAGAACACCUUAUCUAAAAAGCACAACCCUUUACUGGGGCUUGCUGCAGUUGUAGCUUCUAGUAUGUGCUCAGGAUUUGCAGGUGUGUACUUUGAAAAGACCCUCAAAGGAACUGCUACACCUCUGUGGGCCAGGAACUUCCAGUUGGCUAUGUUUGGGGUCAUUAUUGGUACCAUGGGCAUGUACAUCAAUGAUGGAAUCAAAAUCAAAGAAAAAGGCAUUUUCUUUGGCUACCACAAACUUGUCUGGCUAAUUAUUGCAAUGCAAGCAUUUGGGGGUCUUUUAGUAGGUGUUGUGGUUAAGUAUGCUGAUAACAUUCUAAAAGGCUUUGCUGCAGCUGUAUCAAUUGUUGUUUCCUGCAUUGUAUCAGUUUAUUUAUUCCAAUUUAGUCUCAGUUUGCCUUUUGUAUCAGGGGCUGGUUUGGUUAUGCUUGCUACAUAUCUGUAUGGAAUAGGACAGAAAUCAGUUGUUCAAAAAAGCUCUGCAAAUGGCUCCAUAGACCCUAAUAAAACUGAUUAAAUUAUAUUUCCAUA